Molecule: messenger RNA, 372 nt
Organism: Linum trigynum
Lineage: Eukaryota; Viridiplantae; Streptophyta; Magnoliopsida; Malpighiales; Linaceae
Source: the annotation of a GenBank genome assembly
AUGGAGUUCUUCCACAAGGCCAAAGCCGUCCGCCUCCGCAGCCACCACGACAAGUACCUCCUCGCCGACGACGACGAGGAAUCCGUCCUCCAGGACCGAAACGGGUCGUCCAAGUCGGCCAAGUGGUGGGUCGAGCCCGUACCCGGAUCCGACUCCAUCAUCCGCCUCAAAUCCUCCUACGGCAAGUACCUCACCGCCUCCAACCACCCUUUCCUCCUCGGCAUGACCGGCCGGAAGGUGCUCCAGACCCUGCCCCGCCGCCUCGACUCGUCGGUGGAGUGGGAGCCGGUUCGGGAGGGGACCCAGAUCAAGCUCCGGACCCGGUACGGGAACUUCUUGCGAGCUAACGGCGGCCUCCCGCAAACUCUGUGA